AUGGGCCGCAACAAGAAGAAGAAGCGAGAUGGCGACGACCGGCGGCAGCGACUCAUCCUGAGCUUCGAUGAGGAGAAGCGGCGGGAGUACCUGACAGGCUUCCACAAGAGGAAGGUGGAGCGGAAGAAGGCAGCCAUUGAGGAGAUCAAACAGAGGCUGAAGGAGGAGCAGAAGAAGCUCCGGGAAGAGCGCCACCAGGAAUACUUGAAGAUGCUGGCAGAGAGAGAGGAGGCUCUGGAGGAGGCCGACGAGCUAGACCGGCUGGUGACAGCGAAGACAGAGUCGGUACAGUAUGACCACCCCAACCACACAGUCACCGUGACCACCAUCAGCGACCUGGACCUUUCAGGGGCCCGACUGCUCGGCCUGCCCCCGCCUGAGCAAGGGGCCGGGUCUGGGCCUGAGGAGGAAGCGUCAUCCUUGGAGAAGCUGACCAGAGCCUUACCCAAGAAGUCCAGAGACCCUCUGCUGUCCCAGCGGAUCUCCUCUCUCACGGCCUCACUGCAUGCACACAGUCGCAAAAAGGUCAAGAGGAAACGUCUUCGCCGGGCCCAGGACACCACCAAGAAGCCCCCGAGCGCCACUCGUACCAGCAAGACCCAGCGCCGCCGGCUGACAGGCAAAGCCCGGCACAGCGGAGAGUGA
Messenger RNA from Rangifer tarandus platyrhynchus (Svalbard reindeer), 645 nucleotides. Lineage: Eukaryota; Metazoa; Chordata; Mammalia; Artiodactyla; Cervidae. The record is from the annotation of a GenBank genome assembly.